CGGCAUGAUUUCCACACUUCGAUUCGUUCGACAGAUCUCCACUUCACCGCGGGUCCUAAGAGCACUAACAGCUGAGCAGAUUUUUGCUCGGGAAGACAAAUUUGGAUGCCAUAACUAUCAUCCACUACCAGUCGCUCUAUCCAGAGGAGAAGAACCUCCUGAAGGAAGUGCCGUGAAAUUUUGUGGGAUUUAUCUAGACGUCUUCAUCUUAAACACAGCUGCUAUCAAACAAAUGAGACAACUUUCACUAACAUCACGAGCAUUCUUCAACGACGUUCUUGGAGAAUACGAAGAGUUUCUCACAAAGAAGUUCAAAUAUGACAAAGUACUACCUAUGAAUACGGGUGUGGAAGCCUGCGAGUCGGCGGUGAAGCUAGCUCGUCGUUGGGCUUACGACAAAAAGAAGGUCCCUGAAAAUAAAGCCAAGAUGGUUUUUGCCGAGAACAACUUCUGGGGACGGUCGAUUGCUGCAGUAUCGGCAUCAACGGAUCCAGAAUCAUACGGAGGCUUUGGACCAUUUGUACCACUUUUUGAGAAAGUCCCAUAUAACGAUCUCAAGGCUGUUGAGAAAGCCAUUUCCGAUCCUAACACAGCGGGUUUCAUGGUAGAACCAAUUCAAGGUGAAGCCGGUGUGGUAUUGCCGGAUGACGGGGAGUUGCUGACCUGUGCAAAAAAUAUAAUGUUUUAUUCAUUACUGACGAGGUACAAUCAGGGCUUGGCAGAACUGGAUAGCCUAAGCUUCGAGUAAGU
This is a messenger RNA of Cylicostephanus goldi, 750 nucleotides long. NCBI's taxonomy places the organism in Eukaryota, Metazoa, Nematoda, Chromadorea, Rhabditida, Strongylidae. The record is from the annotation of a GenBank genome assembly.